AUAUAAAGAAAAAAAAAAUGGACCGAUACAUGCCAAUGUGAUCCAAUCAGAUACCGACACCAAUACUGUCCCCUAAAUCCACGCCUGCCAUACAACCUUGCAGUAGUGUAAGCUCGUGGGACUUGUGGGGAAUCAUAUAUGCGCUCAAGACUCCCUGUGAAGUUCUCAGAUCGUUUAGUAGAAGAGGAAAACAGAAGUCGUAGAGAGAGACAGAGAAAGAGAGAGUUACAAGGUUCAACACUCACAGCAACUCAAUCAAAGAAAGAAUGGCCCCUUCUACCUUGACGGCUUUGGUGGAGGAGAAGACGCUUCCAGCAAGCUUCGUGACAGACGAAGACGAGCGUCCCAAGGUAGCAUACAACCAGUUCAGCAACGAAAUCUCAGUGAUUUCUUUGGCAGGUAUCGAUGAUGACUCUAAGGGGAGAAGGGCAGAGAUCUGCAAGAACAUCGUGGAUGCUUGCGAGGACUGGGGUAUCUUCCAGGUCGUCGAUCAUGGCGUCGAUGCCAACCUCAUUUCCGAGAUGACCUCCCUUGCUCGCGAGUUCUUCGCUUUCCCUCCCGAAGAGAAGCUCCGCUUUGACAUGUGCGGUGGCAAGAAGAAGGGUGGCUUCAUCGUCUCCAGUCACCUCCAGUGGAUGCAAGGAGAGGCAGUCCAAAACUGGCGUGAGGUCGUGACCUACUUCUCAUACCCAAUUCGAUCUCGUGAUUACUCGAGGUGGCCUGACAAGCCUGAGGAAUGGAAAGCAGUGACCCAAACCUACAGCGAGAAGCUCAUGGGGCUGGCCUGCAAGCUACUGGAGGUGCUCUCUGAGGCCAUGGGACUCGAAAAGGGAGCCGUCACCAAGGCCUGCGUUGAUAUGGAACAGAAAAUUGUGGUGAACUUCUACCCCAAGUGCCCACAGCCCGACCUCACCCUUGGCGUCAGGCGUCACACCGACCCUAGCAUCAUCACCCUCCUCCUCCAGGACCAGGUGGGUGGCCUCCAGGCCACCAGAGAUGGCGGAAAGACUUGGAACACUGUUCAGCCCGUUGAGGGUUCUUUCGUCGUUAUCAUCGGCGACCAUGGCCACUACUUGAGUAAUGGGAGGUUUAAGAACCCAGAUCACCAGGCAGUGGUGAACUCCAACUACAGUCGGUUGUCAAUUGCCACGUUCCAGAACCCAGCCCCUGAGGCGGUCGUGUACCCAUUGAAGGUCAGAGAGGGGGACAAGCCCAUGCUGGAGGAACCCAUCACUUAUGCAGAGAUGUACAGGAGGAAGAUGACCAAGGAUCUGGAGCGGGUCAGGCUUAAGAAGUUGGCCAAGGAGCAACAGUUGCAGGAACUGGAGAAGACCAAGCUAGAGAGCAAACCCAUUGACGAGAGUUUUGCCUGAAUAUUUUAUACUAAUAUGGUGCAAUGGCCCAAUGUUUCUGAUCCAGGCUCCUCUGUUCCCUGAUGUUCUGGGCCCUUCACUUCUUUGGGGUUUAGAUUGGGCGAUCUCUUCAUCAUCUAAUAAAUAAAGGCAAAAAUAACACUCGUAAUUUAAAGUUGUAGUUGAUGCACUAUUAUAUAAGGGUUUGUCUCUCUAUAACCUAGUUGGUUACAAUUUCAUCUAUAACCUAAUUUACAAAUCCUUAUAUGUCCUUGUGGAAUUUACAUUUUGCAAUCCAAAUCCUCUGUUAUUCUUAAUCUCCUAA
This is a messenger RNA of Macadamia integrifolia, 1677 nucleotides long. RefSeq names its product naringenin,2-oxoglutarate 3-dioxygenase-like. The transcript is spliced from 3 exons. The record is from RefSeq and is a predicted model, not a curated record. NCBI's taxonomy places the organism in Eukaryota, Viridiplantae, Streptophyta, Magnoliopsida, Proteales, Proteaceae. The coding region runs from base 267 to 1373 and encodes 368 amino acids.